AUGGAUGAACGAUUUUUGAAUCCACCACCUACAGCUGAUCAAGAUGAUACUAAUCAGCCACUUGAUGCCAUCUUUGGUGAUAGAGUCAGAAGAUUUCAAGAGUUUUUAGAUAGAAUUGAUUCUAAUACAGGUAUAGAUUACAGAUCUAUUAUCAAAGAUAUGUUGAUCAAGAGUAAGUUUAGAUUGAGUGUUUCAAUUGAUGAAAUAAGAGAGUUUGACAGAGAAUUUUGGUUGGGGUUGCUCAACCAGCCAGCUGACUAUUUACCAGCUUGUGAAAGAGCUUUGAGAGACACAGUUUUAGCUAUUUACGACCCACAGGAUCCAAGUUUCCCACAUGACAGUUAUGACCCUAACCAGCAAUACUAUUUAUCAUUCAAGGGAGCAUUUGGGGGACAUUCGCUCACUCCUAGAUCGAUUGAUUCCAGCUAUCUUUCCAAAAUGGUUUCUAUUGAAGGUAUUGUGACUAGAGCUUCAUUAGUUAGACCAAAGGUUAUUAGAUCGGUUCAUUAUGCUGAAAAAACUGGUAGAUUUUAUGCACGUGAAUACCGAGACCAAACAACAUCCUUUGAUGCAAUUGCUACUCCGGCUAUAUAUCCAACUGAAGAUAUGGAAGGUAAUAAAUUAACCACAGAGUAUGGUUAUUCGACAUACAGAGAUUACCAGAAGAUCUCUGUACAAGAAAUGCCUGAAACAGCUCCUCCAGGUCAAUUGCCAAGAUCGGUUGACGUUAUUUUGGAUGAUGAUUUGGUGGAUUUGACAAAACCCGGUGAUCGUGUACAAAUUGUUGGUGUUUAUCGUGCCUUAGGAGGUGCUGCAAACAAUAGUUCUUCUUUCAAAACGGUUAUCUUAAGUAAUUCUGUUUACUUGUUACAUGCCAGAUCAACAGGGGUUGCUUCACAAGAAAAGUUAACUGAUCAAGAUAUUAGAAAUAUAAAUAAACUUGCAAAGGAUAGAAAGAUUUUUGAUAUUUUAUCCCGUUCUUUGGCCCCUUCAAUUUAUGGGUUUGACUAUAUUAAGAAAGCUGUUUUACUUAUGAUGAUGGGAGGUGUUGAAAAAAAUUUAGAUAAUGGUACACAUUUGAGAGGUGACAUUAACAUUUUGAUGGUGGGUGACCCAUCCACUGCCAAAUCUCAAGUAUUACGGUUUGUGUUGAACACUGCUUCAUUAGCUAUUGCCACUACUGGUAGAGGAUCGUCAGGUGUAGGUUUAACAGCUGCUGUUACUACCGACAAGGAAACAGGAGAAAGAAGAUUGGAGGCUGGUGCAAUGGUAUUGGCUGACAGAGGUAUUGUUUGUAUUGAUGAAUUUGAUAAAAUGUCAGAUAUCGACCGAGUGGCCAUUCACGAAGUUAUGGAACAACAAACUGUCACUAUUGCUAAAGCUGGUAUUCACACCUCAUUGAAUGCUCGUUGUUCUGUUAUUGCUGCCGCAAAUCCGGUUUUUGGACAGUACGAUGUCCAUAAAGAUCCACAUAAAAAUAUUGCCUUGCCCGAUUCAUUAUUGUCUCGUUUUGAUUUGCUCUUUGUUGUUACAGAUGAUGUCAACCCAACAAGAGACAGGGUUAUUUCUGAGCAUGUUUUAAGAAUGCACAGGUUUGUUCCUCCUGGAUUGAUGGAGGGAGAGCCAAUCAGAGAAAAAUCAGCAGUUACAUUGGCUGUCGGAGAUGAUGAAACCAAUGAACAAGAAUUAUUAGAACAGCCAAUGUUUGAAAAAUUUAACACAUUAUUGCAUGCUGGUAUUCAAAACAAAAAGUCAAAUAAUAUACUUUCGAUUCCAUUCUUGAAAAAAUAUGUCCAGUACGCCAAGCAAAGAGUGCAACCAGUGUUGACCAAGGGUGCAUCCGACUACAUUGUUACUACAUAUUCCUCCUUAAGAAACGAUUUGAUAGGCAACAACCAAAGAAAUACAGCUCCAAUAACUGCUAGAACUUUAGAAACUUUGAUUCGUUUAGCAACAGCUCAUGCAAAAGUCCGUUUAUCCAAAACUGUUGAUGUGAAAGAUGCAAAAGUUGCCGAGGAGCUAUUGAGAUAUGCAUUAUUCAAGGAAGUAGCCAAAAAGACAAAAAAGAGACAAAAAACUACAAGUAUAGUGGACUCAGAAGAGGAGGAAGAGGAUGAGUCUGAUGCAGAAAUGGAAAAUUCCGAUAACGAAAUAAUGCCCAGAGAAAGUACUAGAAGAACCAGAGCUACAGCACAAACACAGCCUCCACAACAGCAACAAGCAUCUCCUUCACUAACACCCGAACCGCCACUUGGACAUCGGGACGAUGGAGAUGACGAUGGAGUUGGUGAAGAAUUAGAACAAUUCCAUUUGUCAUCAUCUCAGCAACAACAGCAACAACAAUAUUUGCAACCAUUGACUGAGAGAUCAUCAAGUAACAUUGUAUCAUCUACCGCCACAAAUGCAAUCAGCAUUGAGAGAUUGAAUAUUUUCAAAAGAAUACUAGCCCAGGUGUCACGUUCUGCAUUAUUUGCCAAUGAUCAAGCUGCGGCAAACUAUCAUGACGUUACUCGUGCUAUCAAUGAACAGAUGGAACAAGAAGAUAUUUUCUCAGAGCAAGAGUUGAGUGCUGGAUUUGAAGUGAUGAGUUCUGAAAACAAGUUUUACCUAGAAAGUGAUAAGAUUUGGAAGAUUUAA
Molecule: messenger RNA, 2637 nt
Organism: Candida albicans SC5314
Lineage: Eukaryota; Fungi; Ascomycota; Pichiomycetes; Serinales; Debaryomycetaceae
Gene: MCM3
Product: MCM DNA helicase complex subunit
Exons: 1
Coding region: 1-2637 (878 amino acids)
Biological process (GO): DNA strand elongation involved in DNA replication; DNA replication; mitotic DNA replication initiation
Cellular component (GO): MCM complex; nucleus
Molecular function (GO): single-stranded DNA helicase activity; single-stranded DNA binding; ATP binding
Source: RefSeq, a predicted model, not a curated record